This is a messenger RNA of Taeniopygia guttata (zebra finch), 9936 nucleotides long. RefSeq names its product ribosomal protein S6 kinase A2 (gene RPS6KA2). Gene Ontology annotation, biological process: intracellular signal transduction; protein phosphorylation. Gene Ontology annotation, molecular function: ribosomal protein S6 kinase activity; magnesium ion binding; ATP binding. NCBI's taxonomy places the organism in Eukaryota, Metazoa, Chordata, Aves, Passeriformes, Estrildidae. The record is from RefSeq and is a predicted model, not a curated record.
GACUCAAACCCUUCUAUUCUGGCAGCGGGGGCACGACAUCUUUCAGCUUUCUUCCAGGAGCGACUCUCACAGGGGAGCCGAUUUCUUCUCGGAUCUGACCACCACAGCCCUCAGUAAUUAUAGCAGCGUCUGAAUUCUGAGCUAAAAACAGAAGUGCAGCAUGUGCCUAUUCCCCAUGUGAUUCAGAAAGCAGGAAAUUGAAAGAGCCUGACUGAGAGGAGAGGGAGCGCAAAGCAAUAGACACAUCCAAUAUUUGUCUGAAACCUGCUACGCCUGGGACGCAGGAGCUGCCAUCCGCCGGCGCUGCUUCUGCGUGCAGCUCGGCCGAGGCGGAUCGGGCGUAGCGGGACCGAAGGCAGGGGGAGCGGCGGGGCCGGAGCUGGGCUCGCCGCGCCGCGAUGUAAACAGCGCCGAGCGGAGGCAGCGCAGCGCCCGCACGCUCCGGGCUGCCGGCAGCUGCCCGCGGGCUGCCCGGCUCCGCCACGCACCUCCGGCGGCCGGCUCCAUGAGCGAAACCAGGCACUCCGGAGCAUCUCCUGCCUGUGGAUAUAACCAGGGGGCAACCGGGAUGCGCUGAGCUUUCUCCGCCGGCGCCGCAGCUCCUUCGUGCUCCGCGCCGCAGCUGGGACAGGGCGAUGGACAUGAACAUGAAGAAGUUCACAGUGCGUCGCUUCUUCUCCGUCUAUCUCCGCAAGAAGUCUCGGUCAAAGAGCUCGAGCAUAAGUAGAUUUGAGGAAGAAGGUAUUGUGAAGGAAAUAGACAUCAGUCAUCAUGUCAAGGAAGGUUUUGAAAAAGCAGAUCCGUCUCAAUUUGAACUGUUGAAAGUAUUAGGACAAGGUUCAUACGGAAAGGUAUUUCUAGUCAGGAAGGUAAAAGGAUCUGAUGCAGGGCAGCUUUAUGCCAUGAAGGUACUUAAGAAGGCAACUCUAAAAGUUCGGGAUCGGGUACGAUCUAAAAUGGAGAGAGAUAUUUUGGCAGAAGUGAACCAUCCUUUCAUAGUCAAGCUUCAUUAUGCAUUUCAAACAGAGGGAAAGUUGUACCUAAUACUAGAUUUCCUGCGGGGAGGGGACCUUUUCACCAGACUCUCCAAAGAGGUGAUGUUUACAGAAGAGGAUGUCAAAUUCUACUUAGCUGAGCUGGCCUUGGCAUUAGACCACCUCCAUGGUCUUGGGAUUAUUUACAGGGAUCUAAAACCAGAAAACAUUCUUCUUGAUGAAGAGGGUCACAUUAAGAUAACAGAUUUUGGUCUGAGUAAAGAAGCCAUCGACCACGACAAGAGAGCGUACUCAUUCUGCGGGACAAUAGAGUACAUGGCCCCAGAGGUGGUCAACCGGCGAGGGCACACGCAGAGUGCCGACUGGUGGUCCUUUGGCGUGCUCAUGUUUGAGAUGCUGACGGGAUCAUUACCCUUCCAGGGAAAAGACAGAAAGGAGACAAUGGCACUCAUUCUCAAAGCCAAGCUGGGAAUGCCACAGUUUUUGAGCAUAGAAGCCCAGAGCCUGCUGCGAGCCCUCUUCAAAAGGAACCCCUCCAACAGAUUAGGUGCUGGAUUUGAUGGAGUGGAAGAAAUUAAGCGUCACCCUUUCUUUGUUACUAUAGACUGGAAUAAACUGUACAGAAAAGAAAUCAAGCCGCCUUUCAAGCCCGCAGUGGGGCGGCCAGAAGACACCUUUCAUUUUGAUCCAGAGUUCACCUCUCGGACCCCUACAGAUUCCCCAGGUGUUCCUCCAAGUGCCAAUGCUCAUCAUCUUUUCAGAGGAUUCAGCUUUGUUGCCUCUAACUUGGUGCAGGAGCCUGCACAGCAAGAUGUGCACAAAAUCACUGUUCAUCCAAUUGUGCAGCAGUUACAUGGGAACAACAUUCACUUUACUGAUGGAUACGAGAUCAAGGAGGACAUAGGAAUUGGCUCCUAUUCAGUGUGCAAGAGAUGUGUUCAUAAAGCUACAGAAACAGAGUUUGCAGUGAAGAUAAUUGAUAAGAGCAAGAGAGACCCCUCUGAAGAAAUUGAGAUACUCUUGCGAUAUGGACAGCAUCCAAACAUCAUUACUCUUAAAGAUGUCUAUGACGAUGGGAAGUUCGUGUACCUGGUGAUGGAGCUGAUGCGGGGAGGCGAGCUGCUGGACCGCAUCCUUCGGCAGAAGUGUUUCUCAGAGCGGGAAGCCAGCGCUGUGCUGUGCACCAUCACCAGGACUGUGGACUACCUACAUUCUCAGGGCGUCGUGCACCGAGAUCUCAAGCCAAGUAAUAUCCUCUACAUGGAUGAGUCAGGAAACCCAGACUCUAUCAGGAUCUGUGACUUUGGGUUUGCCAAGCAACUCAGAGCGGAGAACGGGCUGCUCAUGACUCCCUGCUACACAGCCAACUUUGUCGCUCCUGAGGUCCUUAAACGCCAAGGUUAUGAUGCAGCCUGUGACAUUUGGAGCUUGGGGAUCCUGCUGUACACCAUGCUGGCAGGAUUCACUCCUUUUGCAAAUGGUCCAGAUGACACCCCAGAGGAGAUUCUAGCCAGGAUUGGCAGUGGCAAAUAUGCUCUUACAGGAGGAAACUGGGAUUCAGUAUCUGAUACUGCAAAGGACAUUGUGUCUAAGAUGCUUCAUGUAGACCCUCAUCAGCGCCUCACAGCAGUCCAAGUCCUGAGACAUCCAUGGAUAGUGAACAGGGAGUACCUGUCUCAAAACCAACUCAGCAGACAGGAUGUUCACCUAGUUAAGGGUGCAAUGGCAGCCACUUACUUCGCUUUAAACCGUGCACCUCAGGCACCGAGGCUGGAGCCUGUAUUGUCCUCCAACCUGGCUCAGCGGCGAGGCAUGAAAAGACUUACCUCUACCAGAUUGUAGCACUACCCCCAAAAGGCCUCCUUGCAAACCCACAGUUUAUUAUUUGAGAAAUUCAUCUUUACUUGGCUAGCAGAACAUUUUUGGAGAACCUGCACAUGAAAUUGCCAGAACUAGCAGAAGCCCACGUAAGGCAAAGUUCUCAUUUGCUACAUCUUUUCUUUUACAUUCCAGCCAGGGUCCUGAGUUUAACAACUUCACAAAAGAUGUGCCAGUUUUGCCAGUAGCUCUGUUUCUUUACUGAGAUAAAGCCAAAUAAAAUAGGCAAGCUCCAUCCUUUCCACCCUAGGAAAACUAUUUUUGAGUCUGUAAGAUGUUCCAUGGGAGCAGUUUUCAUUUUGAUUCUCAAGAAAAGCACUUUUUGCUAUGAAGAGAACAGUCGGGUUAGAAUGCUGUUCCAGCAUGCAUCAUGAUGAAGUGACUUGGCUGGUCACCAGUAGACAUCUACUGAUCUCCACUCACCCCAGGAAAAGUGAAGGCUGCAGAGACACAUGACUAAUACCUUAUUUGAAACAAGUGCUAUACAACAUGAGGUAGAGAGAGCUGGUGGUGGUGGAAAUACUUUCUGUUCUUGAGGAAUCUUUUGCACUUUGCCCCUGCCUUCUCUGGAAUGAAGCUAACACCUCUCAAGGAGAGUGUGCCACCAGCUCUGACUUGCUCAAAAGUCUCAGAAAGCAAAAAAACCUCUGAGAAGCUCAGUCUUCAGAGGAAAAGAAUGGGUCUUAUGAGACUGUGGGAAGGCUGUCUUGGCCAGCUAGCAGGUCUGGAGGAUUAGGUGAGGGGGCUGGGGAAGCAAAUAAAGGCAGGGAAAGGUGUGAGUGGCUGUGAGGACAGUAGGCAAAAUAAUCCAAAGGCAACUAGUGUACAAGUGGCUGGGGGCAGACUGUGGCUCCCUCUCAAAGCAGGGGGCAGUCCCCCUUCAGUGACUGGUGCAGAAGACAGUGGGUGCUGGGCUGCCCAGGGGCCAAGUGGGUCAAUGUAGACAUCCUCCCACACCAUCACCUGGUCUGCUCGUUCUGGCAGGCCAGAGUGUCACGCUGGAGCAAGAGAGGUCAUUUCCAGACACUGCUCCCUGCCUUCCCCUGGCUGAUCACCCAAAUCUGCCUCCAUCACCCAACACGUCACGUCCCUGCCUGGGUGUUCUACCCUAGCAGAGCUAAACUCCCCAUGCCACAUGUGUGCAGACAGUACCCACUUCUGAAGAGUUCAGCCAACUCUGUUACAAGCUUUAAUAAUAAUAAAAUAUGAGGAGAAAUGGGAGGAUGCUCUGCUUUUAUAUUUAUAUGAAUAUGUACAUGUGUAUUUAUAUACAUAUAAAACAAAAAUUCUGUGCCCUAAUAACUGGAUUUUCCAGGUCCAGGGAAAGAAAACUUUUGUUGAAAUGGUCUCUGCAAAAUGGACUUUUUUUCUCAUUCCCUGGUUUCAAAGAAGGCAAGCAAGGUUUGUGGUGCCAGAUGUGAACUAUUUUUUUAUUCUUUUUCUUACCCAUCUUGGCUUAUUGGUGGUCACAAGCUGACCAAGAUUCUUCUUUCUAAUGCUUUUGUUGAUUUUUAUUUUCUGAGUGAAUUUUGUCACCUCAGAUGCUUCGUAGGAAAAGCUACUGUGCUCUGUUGGCUUUUUUCUGCUGUGACGGGAGAAAAAAAAAAGAAAAAUGUGAACAUGGAGCUUCAUAUGCUAGACAUGGUAAUUUUUUCUUGCUGGGUAGUUUGUGCAUCUCGGUGCUGAACUGGAAUUACCAGAUCACUGCCUCAGAUUGUCCAAUGGGUUUCAUUUCCUAUAGUAAUAUUCUUCCUAAAACUAUCUCUGCUUCAAUGUUGACUGAAGUUUGUUUGUUUGCAUUAGUCUAUUUUUAAAUUUAAAUUUAUUCCUAAUAAUUUAUACUGAUAUUUAAUGUUCAAGUUCAUGUGCUGUGCACAGAGGAUCGCUGCAAAGCAGCUCUCCUUGAAGCCCUUCUCUUUUCUAAAAUAAACUAUGCUGUGAAACUUCACACACAGGCUGAGUUGGCUGGGACUGAUGAGUGCAAACGCACAGGUGGGUGUUUAUGCUUGUGUACACAGCAGCCCACAUUCUCUCCUCUGGCUAAGCUGUGCUCAGUGUCAGCUUUUUGCUGCCUUUAGAAUCUUCUGCGUGUUAGAAGUUGAGUCUCACAUGUUUCUGCUAACAGCACAGCACAAGGAUAUCCACUGGCAGGGAUAUCCUGGCUGGUGCAGAACUGUUCUGGUCCGGCCUUGUUUCCCUUGAAAUGACUUCUGUCCUGGGAAAAUACAAGGUGGGCAUAAGGAUGCAAAGGGCAACCUGGAGGGAGGGCUGGAUUUUUUGGGGUCCCAGCUGAUAUGUGCUAUUGCAACAAAAUGUAUUUUUAAUGGUUGGAGUAAUUGUAUUGUAUUGUAUAUGGGCAGAAAGACUUUUGAAAAUGUUAUGUACAGCUUUUGUCUCCCUCAGAUUUCCUGGUUAUCUUGCAUUGCUUCACUUUGCUUUCUCUCACAACCACUGGAAAAAGUCUCAUUCCCUCUAGAUAUAUCCAGUCUUAAUUCUUCGAGCAUGUUUUUUUCAACUGAAUAUUACUGUAGGCCAACAUACUUACAGGAUGUUGUUCUUCCCAAAGUUUAAGGGUUUUAAAAUCUUCCUGGCUUUCCUCUUUCUAACCCACCAGCUAUUUACAUAGGGACACAUACGGACUCAUACAUCUUAAUGCUUAUUAAUUACUUUAUAAGCCUAUAAAUAAUUAUGAGCCCAUACAUAUAAUGGGCUUUGUUUAUUAAAGUUUUGUUGACGCUGCAUCCAGAUGUGUGCACAUAUGUGUCUGUAUGUAAACACAUGCACAAAAAGCAUUGUCCAAAUGAAGGUAGAAGUGUAGUCAGAGGUGGAGGUGAUACUCAGAGAGUUUUGUCUGCAGCGUUCUUUGAAAUCUAUCAUUGAUAAUGGUAAUGAUUACUCUGGAUGUAGAAAAAAAGGCUGUGCCCAUCCAUGGAAGAAACUUCCCCAUCCAAUCUCCCCUCUGCCCCAGAUAUGCAUCCCCAUGCACUUCCAAGGGCAUAUCAGUCUCCCCUCUGCAGUCCUGCCAUGGGAGCUGCUUUUCUGUGGGUUUUCUGACCUGUUCCAGUGAAGUGAACCCAAUAAAACCUUUUUCACUGUCAGUCUUGUGGAUCCAGCUCAUUUAGACUGAAAUACAAGAGCCUCUAUCAGCAAAUCCAAGGGAGGAAUAUGCCAUUGGCAGUCAUUAUUUCAGAUUGAUAGCACCCACUGGUUCCCCCGGCUCAGCUGGAUCCCGGAGAGGAUGCUAGGCUGUGUCUGUGGCCUAAUUACUGCAAUGGUUGCUUUUACACCAGCAUCUCCUUUCUAGACUCCUGGUCAUGGUAUAGCUCAGCAAUAAGCACUUUUUUUUUUUUUUUUUUUUCUGGUAGAAAACUGAAAAAGGCUUACCUUCUCUCCUUCUCUCUCUCUCUUUAUAUAACCUUAAGAGACUUUUACUAAAUGUUAUAUUUAACUCCUGAAAGUCUAAAAGUCUCCUUUAAUUAGAACAUACAAUCUUGCAAGUUUUUUAAUCCAUAAAAUGACCUAGUGCCUUAGGCUAUUACAAAUAUUGUAGUUACAUUUUUAACCAUCAAGCUGCACAAUGCAAUGAGUGUCCAAGGCAUACCCAGUGUACCUGUCACAGACAUACAGGCAUCCCUCAUCUGGCAGCCGUCACAGAAUGGUUAGGGUUGGAAGGGACCUCUGGAGCCCAUCUAGUCCAACCACCCUGCUAAAGAAGGUUCCCUUAGAGCAGGUUGCACAGGACCAUAUCUAUGGAGGUUUUGUAGUUCAGUCCAGGAGAGAAGAGUCUGCCCAGCAAGGAGGAGGCAUAUCCCCACAUUUUGCAGCGCUGGACCCCACCUCUGCAGCUCCAGGACUCUGAGGAAGCCAAAUGGCCCUGGUGAAGAAUAUCAUGGGAAGUGUUACUCAGUUCCUACACAGCACACUGCUUGUCUAUAAGGCAGAGGUGUGGGAGAUGCUGCUCAAAGGGAGAGCUGACCUCUGCCCCAGACCCUCAUGAAUUUUCACUUAUUUAAAAUCUGUUUAACUUUUUCUAAGCAAGCAAGAUAGAAUUUAUAAAACCUAACUAUUUCAGCAAAUGACAAGUGACCCUCACAGACAUGUUGCUACAAAUCUCUACAUUUGAAAAAGAAGUCUACCUGAGAAUAGGUUUUGUUUCCUCAGAAAAAAAAAUCUUCUUCAGUUCCCUGAGAGCCCAGGGUGCUGGGGGUAGCACAGAGAGCUGAGUGAAGCAUGUCUUGUGUGACACAACAUCAUGACAUCAUAUGGCACACUCAUACAAGGUACAGAUUGUGUGUUCCUCUACUUCAUCUAACUCUGGAUGUAAUAUUGGGCUCUCUUUUCAGCCAGACCCUUUCUGCUCUCCCCAACAACUUGUACCCAGCUCUGGUACCUCUGAAUACAUCCAAACUUCAGUCGAGUAUGCAAUUGCUGUGUGUCUGUGCUAUGAAUUAUGACAGGGCUUAGCUUAUCCCCUAAGCCAUGGAUGGCACAAAGGUAAUAUGCUGCUGCUCUUCUGAACUCACACCAGCAAAUGCAAGUGCUGACACUAAAAAUGGCAGGCAGUCACUUUCUCUUACUUCACCUGCUCAUCUGCCAUUUCACACCUCCUUUAGCCAGGUCACCACGGGGCAAAGCAAAUGUUUGCGUGUCAGAACAAAUGGCUAGGGACAGCGGGAAGGCAACAGAACCAGUGUAGCUGACACAUUGGAAUGGCUACAAGUUCAGUGUCACCUCUGUCCCUCUGUUGCUGCGUUGUGCUGAGCAGAGCCCAGGCAUGGCUCAGAGUCAGGGCUAUAAAUUAUGUGAUUUUUGUCCAGCAGCAGGUUCCCAGUGCCAAGCCCUAUGCACAGAGAGGGAGGACAAGUCCAGGCUUCUGAAAAUUGGCCACAAGUUCAUGCAAAAUCCCUGUAACCAGAAGGUGUAGGGCCACAGAUGGCAUGUAAUGGGGAAAUAAUGUUGACUGUAUGUAUUUUUGCCACUACCUUAAUAAAAGUGAUAGAAAAACCCCAGGGUUUGUUUUUAAAUCAUACAUUUUUUUGCAGAGGAAAUUCUUGAUUUUGGGGCAUGCUACAGCUUUGAUCCCUAGAAGAUCCCUAGAAGAAGUAAGGCAGUCAAACACAGAAGAUACAGCAGAUUACUAUAGCAAACAAUAUAUUGUAGCUUUCACUGGAAAAUUAUUUUCAGGCAGGUGUUUUGAAGCCCUCUCUUAGGAUGUGUGUAUCAGAAAUGUCAAAGCAGAUACUUAUAAGCAAAAUUCCCUUGUUGGACACCCAGAGAUGACCCCUUUAAGCAAGAGCCAUAUGUGAGCUCCACACUCACAUAUGUGAAUCCUAAAAGACAGGCAAGCAGCACAACCUUUCCGAUAUUACUUACAUCAAAAUAAAAAGGCCUAAAAUAAUGUUAAUAAGAUGCUUUAGUAUAAUACAUUAAAAAAGACAAAAAGUAAAAUGUGCAAUCCCAUUUUUCUUUUCCUCUUUGGAAAUAUGUCAUUGUCCUUUAGAAGUGUAUAUUCUUCCCUCCUAACUGACCCUGAUAAUGAAAACUUGUGUUGUCUGAGAACACUGCAGAUAAGCUUCUUCUGGUACCUCAAGUCCUGUCUGAACACAGUCCCACACUGCUCUCGCCAUGUCUGUCCACAGAACACACAUACAAUUGUACACCCUCUCCUAUUCUGAAAGUUAGCAAAAACAUGAGAAUUUAAACUCAGAAGAUAAAAUUAAGUUAAAAGUAAAGUUCUCAGUGUGCACAGAACUAAAACUCAUAGUAUUCAGAUGAAGGAUGGAUUGAAGCCUGUGCAGAACAAAAAUGUUACAGAGUAAAUAGAGUAAUUCUUAGAGCCAAAUUUUAUCUAAAUUCUCUUCAUAGAUUUUUGUGAACCUAGACCUUGCAUUUCCAAGUGCAACUAGGUGAUAACACAUAUAUGUCAGCCAGCAUCUGAUCAUGAACAUCAUCAUAAGGCUUGCACAUGAAAGUAUUUUUCAGCCUGAAGUUUUAAGCCUAAAAUUAAGAUUUUGGCCCUUUUUGUCAUCCUGUGUUGUGUAAACCAUGAUGUUCAGUGUUGAACUAUUCAACCACUACUUCUUGCAUUGGUAUACAUAAUUACAGAGUCAACUUGUGCUCCGUUAUGUCUCCUAAAUGGAUGUUAUGAACAUAUUUUUCAGAGAUGCUUUUCCGUGAAAGGAAAAUGAAAAUGCAUACUCUCUUUGAUGAAGGCAAAUUUUGAAAGGAGAGGCUAUAAAAUAUGCAUUUGAAGUGCAGAAAAUGAAAAGCAGUUGCUAAAAGAUUGUUUCUGAUUUGCUACUCAGAGCCAAAUCUUGCUGCCUUCAUUUCUGUGUUAAUUCCUUAAUUCAUAUGCACCUUCAGUGACUGGUGGGAGAGCUCAAAGUUCUCUUUCCUUUUGGAGUAAUGGAGUCUGGCCAUUAGGUGAUGAUGUGUGUAAGGAAUUUACUUGGGUAGUAAUAAAUUGACAAAAUAUGAACCAUGAUCUAGCACUUUGUUUACAGGCUCCAUAUUCAUGUUUACAAAAUGAUCAUUUCUGAGACUCAUGCUUUUUAUGUUUCUUGUAUGAAAAGGGCAGCCAGUGUACAGAUACUUGUUAUGUUUACCAGCGUUUUUGAAUAGAUUUUUUUUAUAGUACAUGGUUUUAUGAAGUGUAAUAUUUUUAUAGCAGAAUGAUGAUCUUUGGACUUUCUAUAUUGUUACUACAAUUGUUUGCAAACAAGUUCUUUGUUCCUUUUUUUUUCUGUGCACUGUAUCCCAUGUUGCUGCUGCUAAUGUUGCUGGCCUCAGCUGCUGCUGCCCCACCAUGAUGUGGGCUGAUGGUAUUGUGAAACUGUGCAAACUAACUUCAGAGAGCUGUGAUUGUACUGAAGGGCUGGCUGCAUGCUGGGUUCCUCCUGGCAGGAGGGGUGGGGAGCUGUACCAUACCGAGGCAAGAGUUUACUGUGGAUGGCCCCCAAGGAGAAGCCUCAGUGCUCGCCUUUGUCUGUAUUCUGCCAUUUUGGUUUGGCAUGCCCAUCCUUUCCUUUCUUUAUAAAGAAAUAAAAAGAAAAACAUAAAAGGA